This is a messenger RNA of Stomoxys calcitrans (stable fly), 2567 nucleotides long. RefSeq names its product tubulin beta-3 chain (gene betaTub60D). Lineage: Eukaryota; Metazoa; Arthropoda; Insecta; Diptera; Muscidae. The record is from RefSeq and is a predicted model, not a curated record. The coding region runs from base 372 to 1736 and encodes 454 amino acids. Gene Ontology annotation, cellular component: cytoplasm; microtubule. The transcript has 4 exons. Gene Ontology annotation, biological process: mitotic cell cycle; microtubule cytoskeleton organization. Gene Ontology annotation, molecular function: GTP binding; GTPase activity; structural constituent of cytoskeleton.
GAUCAGUUGAGUUUUGCUUGUCGAGUGGAUAUCAAGUGUGGUACAACGAACACAAAAUAUUAAAACCCAGAGGAACUGAGUGCUGCAGUUGAUAGUUGAUUAACCAAAGAUACAAAGAAAAGAACUUGGAGAAUAUUAUCCAAAUAUCCAUUCGAAAAAGUGCCAAAAAGGAUUAACAAUCUUUUCUCUCUCUUUGCUUGAUUGCUCUUCUAGCUGAUAAAAAAGUGAAUUUUUUUGCAAAAAAGAAGUGCUUUGACAAAACAUAAAAACGUGAUUUAUUACCUGCGCUAGUUUCUUGCAAAACUAUAACGAAACCCGAUCACCUUUUUUUUCUUAUAAAAAAAGAACUCUAAAACCUAAAACAAACCAUCAUGAGGGAAAUCGUUCACUUGCAAGCCGGUCAAUGUGGCAACCAAAUCGGUGCUAAGUUUUGGGAAGUCAUCUCCGAGGAGCAUGGCAUUGACCCCAAUGGUAUCUACAAAGGAGAUAGCGAUCUGCAAUUGGAACGCGUCAGCGUCUACUACAAUGAAGCAUCAGCAGCAUCUAGUUCAUCGGGCGGUAAAUAUGUGCCGCGUGCCAUUCUUCUCGAUUUGGAGCCGGGCACUAUGGAAGCCGUUCGUUCGGGACCCUAUGGUCAACUGUUUCGACCUGACAACUUUGUCUUUGGCCAAUCUGGAGCUGGUAAUAAUUGGGCCAAGGGUCAUUAUACCGAAGGUGCUGAGUUGGUGGACAAUGUCUUGGAUGUAGUGCGCAAGGAAUGUGAGAACUGCGAUUGUUUGCAGGGUUUCCAAUUGACCCAUUCCUUGGGUGGUGGUACUGGCUCUGGUAUGGGCACCCUCUUGAUCUCGAAAAUUCGUGAAGAAUAUCCCGAUCGCAUCAUGAACACCUACUCGGUGGUUCCGUCACCCAAGGUCUCGGACACUGUGGUGGAGCCCUACAAUGCCACUUUGUCCAUUCAUCAGUUGGUGGAGAACACCGACGAGACCUAUUGCAUUGACAAUGAGGCUCUCUAUGACAUCUGUUUCCGCACCCUGAAGGUUUCGAAUCCCACCUAUGGGGAUUUGAAUCAUUUGGUCUCCUUGACCAUGUCCGGUGUUACCACCUGCUUGCGUUUCCCCGGUCAAUUGAAUGCCGAUUUGCGUAAAUUGGCUGUUAAUAUGGUGCCCUUCCCUCGCUUGCACUUCUUUAUGCCAGGAUUUGCUCCUCUUACCUCACGUGGUUCGGAGAACUAUCGUACCCUCUCCGUGCCGGAAUUGACACAACAAAUGUUCGAUGCCAAGAACAUGAUGGCCGCCUGCGAUCCUCGUCAUGGUCGUUACUUAACAGUGGCUGCUGUCUUCCGUGGCCGCAUGUCCAUGAAAGAGGUCGAUGAGCAAAUGUUGGCUGUGCAAAAUAAGAACAGCUCAUACUUUGUGGAAUGGAUCCCCAACAAUGUGAAGACCGCCGUGUGCGAUAUUCCACCCAAGGGCUUGAAAAUGUCUUCGACCUUCAUUGGCAAUACCACAGCCAUUCAGGAUCUAUUCAAACGUAUCUCCGAACAAUUUUCGGCCAUGUUCAGGCGCAAAGCCUUCUUGCAUUGGUACACUGGCGAGGGCAUGGACGAAAUGGAAUUCACCGAGGCCGAGAGCAACAUGAACGAUCUGGUUUCCGAGUAUCAGCAGUACCAAGAGGCCACAGCCGACGAUGAAUUCGAUCCGGAGGUGAACACCGAAGAGGUUGAGGGAGAUUGUAUUUAAUCUACAAGCCAGAGGAAUGAUGAGGAGCGUGCUUUGGAGAGACGUGUUGAGAGGGAGAGACAAAUUGCUGCUGAAAAUGCGGCAGGAUUGGCACAGGAAAUACGUGCCCUGUUGCAUACUUUAAGGUGUUUUCUUUGAAAGGAAGAGCGCGUAUCUAAACGUACUCUGGAUUAGAUUAAGAAUCCCUAGGGCAUUUUAAACUCAGUCUCACUCUACAGCUUUUAUAAAAAAAAAAAAAAACAUUAAGUUGCGUUAAAUUCAAACGCUUAGCAAUCGACACCAGCUCUCUCCGUAAUAUGGCAUUGUACGCACUCCCAUCCACUCCCCCCAACAAAAUCUUAGUUGUACUCAUUUGAAACGUGAGAGAAGAAUGAAGAGAGAAGAAGAAGAAUAAAACGGAAAUGUUCCAUUGAUUUCAUAUGGCGCCCGCCUGCUUGGUGGAAGCUCUUACACACAUUUAAGUUUAAUUGAAUUUAAUUGAAUUACGAAUUAAACUAACCUCCAACUCUCUCUUCUAUGUAAUAUCUAAUCAUAAGUAUUCUCAUAUCUUAUUAUUAUAAUUAUUAUUUUUUUUUUUAUUAUAAUUAACGCAUCAUUUAAUUUGUAGUAGAAACCCCCAUUGGCAAGAAUGACACAGUGAACACCAACCAUCCAUUACGACAUGAUUAACUUAUAAGCACCUCUUAAGCAUUUCUCUGAAUGUCGAUAAAACCAUCGUCGCGUCUUCUCUUCGUUUAACAAUCGUUCUAUGAUUUUAUGCAUUUUGUUCUAUUUGUCUCAUAAUAUUGUUAAGUAUUAUAAAUUUCACCCAAAAAAAAAACAAAAGAAAAA